Photinus pyralis (common eastern firefly) is the source of this 1111-nucleotide messenger RNA. RefSeq names its product voltage-dependent anion-selective channel-like. The transcript is spliced from 5 exons. NCBI's taxonomy places the organism in Eukaryota, Metazoa, Arthropoda, Insecta, Coleoptera, Lampyridae. The record is from RefSeq and is a predicted model, not a curated record. Gene Ontology annotation, molecular function: voltage-gated monoatomic anion channel activity. Gene Ontology annotation, cellular component: mitochondrial outer membrane. Bases 162 to 1010 code for a protein of 282 amino acids. Gene Ontology annotation, biological process: monoatomic anion transmembrane transport.
GCAAACGUAUCACGCCAUCACCUUCGGCUAUCACAUUUUUACUCGCUUCCUAUUUCUAUUCAAUUCACCGGUGUCGAAGUGAAUUGUCCACGUUGGAAGAGCCGUCGAUAAUUUUUCCAAAAACGUUGGUGUUUCUGUAUUAAAUCACCUCAAAAUAAAUAAUGUCUCCACCAACGUACUCCGAUCUUGGAAAGAACGCGCGUGAUGUGUUCGGCAAGGGAUAUCAUUUUGGAUUGAUUAAAGUCGAUUGUAAAACGAAAACAAAUUCCGGCGUCGAGUUCAACACAGGCGGAGUUUCUAAUCAAGAAUCGGGCAAGGUCUUUGGUUCGCUAGAAACUAAGUAUAAAGUCAAAGAAUAUGGUCUAACGUUCUCGGAGAAGUGGAAUACCGACAACACACUCGCCACCGAAGUGACCGUACAGGAUCAGCUCAUGAAGGGAUUGAAACUAUCCGCCGAUUGCACCUUCGCACCACAGACCGGAAACAAGACGGGACGCGUAAAGUCAGCAUUCCAACACGAUUUGUGCUCCCUCAAUUGCGACGUUGAUCUCGAUAUGGCGGGACCUUUGAUUCAGGCAUCGGCGGUCGUCGGGCAUCAGGGCUGGUUGGCCGGCUACCAGACGGCGUUCGAUACGCAAAGGUCGAGGCUCACAAAGAAUAACUUUGCGCUUGGAUUUUCCACGGGCGAUUUUAUUUUACAUACCAACGUUGACGACGGUCAAGAAUUCGGCGGCUCCAUAUAUCAGAAGCUUUCGCCCAAACUGGAGACCGGCAUUCAACUCGCGUGGUCGGCCGGAAGCAACAACACCCGAUUCGGCAUCGGCGCAAAGUACGAACUGGACGCGGACGCCUGUAUCCGCGCGAAGGUAAACAACGCUAGCCAAAUCGGUUUAGGUUAUCAACAGCGUCUUCGCGAUGGUAUUACAAUUACUCUUUCCACAUUAAUAGACGGAAAGAAUUUCAAUAACGGAGGACACAAAAUCGGUUUAGCGUUGGAGUUGGAAGCCUAAAAAUAUUUGGUGAUGUUUUAGUACUACCAUGUAUGUUACGCCUACUGUUCUGUAGAUAUCAUGUGCAAGUGAACAUUUUAAAUAUACAUGUAUCGAUUUUA